AUCUCCUAACAAAUUUGAACGUGAUUCUUUUUUGAAAAAAAAAAAAAAAACAGAAAAUAAAAUAAAACGACGACUAAAUUAAUUUAAACGACAGUGUAUAGUCUUUCUUUCAUCCAUUAUUUGUUGUUCUAAUUGGUGUACACUGAGAGCCGAGAGAGCUGUUCCAAACAAACAAAUUAAAAAAAAGUUCCGUGUUUAUUGAGUAAAAUUACAAAAAAAAAAAAAUAAAUUUGAAAAAAAAAAUAAAAUCGACAACAACAACAACUGUAGCGAUCUUCAACGAACACCUCAAUAACGCAUUUGGUUUAUAACAAGAAAAGAACCACGCAUUCUUUGAAAUAAAUUUAAAUAAUGCAGUACAGCAGCAGCCGUUCGGAAAAUUAUUCCUCAUCGUUGAGAGAUUCACCACCAAAAUGGACCAGUGGCAAGGAUCAUAAGACGGGAUAUUCUUAUAAAACCUCUGCAGCAUAUCAGUAUUCCAAUGCAGGCUCUGGCAGUGGCUCUUAUCAGGAUAAGCCAGUUGAUAAAAACAUCGAUCAAUUAGAUGCUCUAUUGGAAGAUUUGAAAAAUGAACGGGAAAUAACCAGAGAUAGAGAUCAUUCUAUGAACUAUAGGACCAUUGAACGUUCCGCCAAUGAGGAUCCAUUGACGGGCACGAUUACCAAGACCACCAAAGUUAUUAAGACAAGCAAAAAUGUAAGCGGUGGCUUGGAUGACGCCGACUUGUAUCCAACAUCGGACUACAGUACCCUGAGAUCGAAUGGUACAUUGGUGCGCAAUGACUAUCAGACUUUGGAAAAGCCCUAUGUACCAAGCAAUCUCUCUCCCGGCGGUGGUUUCUAUGAGACCAAACAUCAAACGAAAGUCUAUGAAAGCAAUCGUUCUCUGAACAAACCCGAAUUUGUGCCAGCUGCCAACUCGACAGCCGUCUCGGCCACCACAACCACCAAUGCCACCCUCUUGCAGGAGGACUUGAAAAAUCUCACCGUCAGCGAAGAUAUACUCCCAGUGCCCGGCACCAAGGUCACAACCACAGUACGCACCUACACCUAUGAGAUACCGGCCAAUGCUCCGCUACCUACCUCGAAUACGUUGAGUCGUAAAAUCCAAUACAACACCGUGCAAACGAAUGAAACCAACAAUGUGGUCCAGCCACAUCCAGUUCAUGCCAUACCCCAAACUGUUGUCUAUAACACAGAAAGCUAUUCCACCCUGAACAAGGACAACAAGCCCGUGGUGUCGAAUGUCAACUAUGAAGUAAGGGAACACUAUGAAACGAACACGUUGAGGAACAACACUUUACCUCUGCAACCGCGAAAUCAACAUCCUCAAUCGCCAGCUCUGCCAUCGCCAUCACAUCCCGGAGAGCCUGUUGGCAGCAAUACCAUUGUUUAUAAUAUUCACAAUACCACAACAACAACGAACACCGAAAGGCCUGGCUAUCCACCACACAGUCCCGGCAAUCAAGGGCCACGUAGCCCAGGCCAUGGACCACCACAUCAUCCCCAACCUCAUGGUCCUGGACCACAUGGACCCACAACACAUCACUAUAUUUACAAGGAAUCUACGAACACGGUUAAUACCAUACACGGCGGUCCACCACCACAUGAGCCCAAUCAUCACAGCCCCAAUAAACCUCUGGGUGGUUAUCCACCUAAUGGCAAUGUGGGUUAUCCACCACAUAAUGGUGGCCCCAACUAUCCGCCGGCCAAUGGUCAUCCACCAAAUACUAACAUCACUUACAACUAUUCGUCGACGACCACAAAUACCACACGAGGUGGUCCCAACUAUGGUUCGCCAACGACAACAGUACCCUUCCCCGUUGAUGGGGUGGUUGAGUAUCCUGUGAAAAAUGGUAAUCCCCCUCAACGGGUUGAGGAGCUGAUGCAGUCACUGGGAAAUACCGAUGCCACUGAUAGACCCGAUUUGAAUACACCACGCAAGCGGGAAAUUGAAACUGCCGUGGCCACGCCCAAUCAACAGCAAAUACCCUCGGUGAAUAGAGCCGGACGGGAUAUUUACUAUCCACCAGGUCAUGAAAUGAUGCUGACCAAACGCUCUGAAAUGCAUGCUUCAGGAUCACAAGCUGGCGGUCGUUGGGCCAAGGGUUCCGGCAUGUAUGAAUACGAAUCUGGUUCUAGAUCUAAGACCACUACCAAAUCUGGCGGUGCCAUGGUUCCCGUCUGCUUGCCCCUAUGCUGUGCUAUGCCUUGCUCAAUAAUGUAAUUUUUAUUUUUUACGUUUUUUUUACAAUUCGCAACGAGGAAUGUGCUCUCAACGAAAUCGUUAAGACUUGUGUUCUUCGUUUGAUUUUUUUUUUUUUUUUUUUGAGAAUUUUCAUUUUUCAAAUAAGACAAGCUUUUGGUUGAAUCGUCUUUUUCUGGCCAAAAAGAAACUUGUCUGUGAUUUUUUUAUUUAUGUAAAUAAUAUUAAUUGUUAUGCCUGCUCCAGAUUUUUUUUUUCUAAAUGCUACAAAACAAAAACCAUGUAUUUGAAUAAUAUUUAAUAAUAAUAUUUUGAUUAUGUUUUUUUUUAGUCUUUAUUAACCCUUGAUAUUUUUUUCUGUUGAUGUGUAAAACGAAAAUGCAUAUAAAAUAAUAUUUAAGAAAAAAAAACUCUGUUAGAUAUAAAGGCACACGGGAAGGUCUUUUGCAAAACCCCAAUGGAAGUGGCAAAAAAGAGGGUCUGUUUCUGUGUGGUGAUAGGAAAGUGAAAGCGAAAGAAAAAAAAAUAAAUAAAAUAAAUAAUUUUUUCACAUUUUUUAGUUAAGUUCAAAAAUUGGAGAAUUAUUUUUAUGGUGUUUUACUUUCACAUUCCCCAUACAAAAACGGGCUAUGGAAAUAGGUUUUUAAAAAAAAAAAUAUUUCCCUCAAAAUUUGAAGAAAUGUAGGGAACCUGAACCAAAUCUUUUUCCAUAGAGAUACAGAGCCCAAAGGGAUUAUAAAUUGAAAUUGGGCUCCAUAAUUGAUCCUUCAAUAAUAUCUAUUUUGUACACUUUCCUUGGUGCCUCUAUGUAAUCCCAAAAAUAUUUGCUCAAAAUGAAAGAAACUUUGCUACAAUGAAAAAUUUAUAACUAACAUUAACAGUCUGUUUCUAGGCUUUUCAUAAAGAAACGAAUUCGAGUGUUGUACUACCAUACACCUGAUUUUUAAAAUAAAAAUUUAAAUAUUUUUUAAAAAUGUUUGAUUUUGAAUCGAUCAAAUUACAUUUAAAAAUAAAACACUUGAAUUCGCUUUAACAAU
Molecule: messenger RNA, 3242 nt
Organism: Musca domestica (house fly)
Lineage: Eukaryota; Metazoa; Arthropoda; Insecta; Diptera; Muscidae
Exons: 8
Coding region: 352-2226 (624 amino acids)
Source: RefSeq, a predicted model, not a curated record